Messenger RNA from Harpegnathos saltator (Jerdon's jumping ant), 3754 nucleotides. RefSeq lists its product as uncharacterized. The record is from RefSeq and is a predicted model, not a curated record. NCBI's taxonomy places the organism in Eukaryota, Metazoa, Arthropoda, Insecta, Hymenoptera, Formicidae. The transcript has 16 exons. Gene Ontology annotation, molecular function: CoA-ligase activity. Bases 137 to 3571 code for a protein of 1144 amino acids.
ACCGUAACAGAAAUCCCAGACAGCACAAUGUCCAAAACUGGGACAUAAAACGUCUUUAAGACGUCUUUAAGACGACUUAAAGAUGUCUUAUUUUCAGACACUUAAAGACGACUUAAAGAUGUCUUAAAGACGUCUUAUGACCCAGUUUUGGACAUGUGCGGUCUGGGAUGUUAUAGGGAUAUAUAUAUACAAGAGGCGAACGAGAGAUAUAGGAUUCUUCAGCAACAUGGCAUAUGAGAAUGUUCCAUUCACGGUAAAAGACAACGUCUUGAUAGGUCAAAGAAUUCCCUGCGAAGACUUGGAUAACGUGAACAUCGGAAAACUAAUUCUGAAAACCCUUAAAUCUCAGCCGAAUCACAUUGCGCAGAUAAACGCAGAGACGGGAAAAAAAAUUACAUUCGACGAGAUAAGAAACAUAAGUGUGAAAUUAGCAAUAUGGAUGAAAAACGAAGAUAUUUUUCCGGGAGACUUGGUAGGAAUAUGCACGAAUCAUCAUGUUGGAAUGUAUGCUCUUUUAGCGUGUUUGUAUAUCGGUGCUGUUCCGAUAGUGCUGAAAUACAAUCAACACGCAAAUGAAGACAUUUCGUAUCAUUUUGUGCGUACCCGUCCGAAGGUAAUAUUCUUCGACAAGAUGCAACCCCAGGAAUCAGAACUUACUGAUAAAGAGGAUGAUAUGCGGAUGGUUCUGUCAGUGUUACUCGACGUGUUACCAUCGAAUUUAUUCAAUGAGUCUUCUUCAGUUACAACUUUUACUUACAAGAGCCUCAUUUCUCGUAUAGAUGAAUAUUACAACCAGAUGGAAGUAGAUUGCUUUACUUGCACAGAAUUAGAUCAAUUCAGACUAGAGACCAUGGCGAUAAUAUAUACUCGCGGUUCUAAUGAUCUGAAUAAAGCCGUAAGGAUAUCUCAUAAAGCAGUUAUGUCACUGAUAAACCAGGAAUUCAUUGCUGCAUUAAAUGGCAGCACAGGCAUGUGGGUGGGACCUCUAUAUUUAUUUCCCAACCUGAUAAUAGCCAUUCAUUCGAUACUAAAAUAUAAACAGACAAUUAAAUUUGAAGGAGACGACAUGCGAAAAAUGUGCACAGUCAUGAAGAAGUAUGAGGUAAAUUGGGUGCGACUUGAAACUAAUCUGUGCCAAACGAUUUUGGAUUCUGGAGGCCUUUUGCUAUCUAAUGUGUCUUCUUUAAAAUUGUUAAUAUUCAACGGCUCGAGAAUGGAUCCUUCUUUUUAUACAGAACUCACCAAUCUAUUGCCAAUUUGCUGCGGUAAAAACACUGUUAUUAUGUCACUAUAUGGUAAGAUGGAAACAGGCAUAAUCUCUUUUCAAAAAUUCAACAGAAAGCCUGGAUCUAGCGGUCAUGUGGGAAAAAAUGUCCGCUUGAAGAUCACCAACUUCAUGUCCGAGACGCCGUUAGGCCCUAAUAUGCCUGGUGACAUCUGGUGCAACUGUUGGGGCGUUUCGGAAAAAUAUUAUGACACUAACGAUGUAAAUAAUAUGUGCGUGACAAAUAGUGAGGGAUGGCACUGCACCGGAGACGUAGGCUACUACGACGAGGAUGGUGAUAUAUACGUCACUAAUCGGGUCGAGGAUCUCGUCAACUUCAGAGAAUUCUGUUUCUCACCGACAAUAAUUGAAAAAAUAAUAAAAGAAGAGCCUGCCGUGGAUGAAGUCGCUGUAGUGGCAAUGCCGCACAAUGUCGACACGGAGCAUCCAAUGGCAUUUAUUACGAUAAAGAAGGGAGAACGGAUGAAGAAGAAAGACAUAGAGAAUAUAGCGGCGGAAAAAUUGUGGAACUGCAUGCAACUUCGAGGCGGCGUGAUGAUAUUGGAUCGAAUGCCGCAUGGUUCUGAUGGCAAUGUCGAUCGGAGUUACCUUCGGCGUGUAUACAAGAAGAAAUAUGAUGAAUAUUGUAUAGAAGCACCUGCAUAUACACCUCCAAAUUACAUCUUAAAGGGUGAAAAAGAUGCAACUAUUAAAAAUAUUCAGCAUAUCGGAUUUCAACUUAUAAAUUCCUUCUUUCACAGCAAACAGGAUAAGAUUUGUCUGAUAAAUCCACUAGAUCCCGACCGUAGUAUAAAAUAUUGGGAUAUCAGAAUGGAGACUAUGAUACUGGCUUUAUGGUUCCAACGGCAAUCUGUUGUAUCAGGCGAUGUAAUAGUACUAUGCACAGAUAAUAUGUUAAAUGCGAUUACACCUUUUAUCGCGUGCAUGUAUUGCGGCAUUACUGUAAACCCGUGGCAUGGGCACCUCGAUAAAGCACGCAUACGACACUUCCUCACGCAAGUCAUGCCAAAGAUAAUCUUUACCAGUGACAAGAUAGCUCCAAUAAUCUACGAAGUGGUAUUGGAAUUGGGACUUCACCUGAAAAUCACACUCGUAAAAGUGCCUGUUGUCCAGGAAUUAUCCAAUGAAUAUUUCUUGAAGCUAUCGACAAUAGUGAGACCAAUAGAAGACUUGGUAUUGAACAAUAAUGACGAAGAUUAUGUCAAACAUAUGAAGUCGACGAUCUGGAACUCAAUGAUAGUAUUUUCCAACCAAGGCGACACUCCCAAAUCCGUGAAUAUUCCUUGCACAAUCUUUAAGUCUCCGAGGAACAAACAGAUACCUGCUAUGAGCGCUAAUAAGAUAGGCAUGUGGUUGGAGUCUGGCACUCAUCCCUUUUAUCUGGUGCUGAUGAUGCGUGCAAUACUCUCGCAUAUGACAAUAAUUAACGUCCCGGAAUUCACAAAAGAUUACCCUGACAAGGUGUGCCAGACCUUAGAGAAGCACAAGGUCAACUGGUUGAUAAUGGAUAGUAAAAGAUGCAAAGAGUUUUUUCUGUCUGGGGUAUUUGUAAGAUACAACAUCUCACACUUAGAAACAAUUAUAAUCAGCGAUGGUCCCAUCAUACCAUAUGUUCAUAGAGGUCUCAUAAGAACGUUGCCAAAGAUCCGUAUUCUAACAUCAUACUGUCUACCUGAGACAGGUAUGAUCGCGUACCAACAGGUCUCCAGUAAAUACGGUUCUUCCGGCCGCGUAGCGGUAAAUGUUGAUUUAAUGAUCGUCGAUUUGGAUAGUAAGGAAUCGUUAGGCCCAAACCAGCGUGGCGAGAUCUGUUGCAAAUGUGACGGCAUGAUGUUUAGCUAUUACAAGGAUCCCAAAGAUAAAGCUGAUCGGAUAAUCGAUAAAGACGGAUGGUUUCGUACUGGCGAUGUAGGCUACUACGACGACGAGGGAGACCUCUUCAUUAUCGGUCGAGUCGACGAAGUUAUCAGAUACAGAAACUGUUAUAUCUCAGCAAUAGAACUCGAGAAUGUGAUAAAAUGUCACGAAGCUGUAGACGAAGUCGUCGUAAUACCUUUGUCGCAUUGCGCCGACGGCCAGCAUCCAGUUGCGUGCGUUACGAUAAAGCCGGAAUUACAGGUGAUGGAAAAGGAGCUGAUGGAUUUGGUGGCGAGAAAUUUGCCGAUCGACAAAAACCUACACGGAGGUGUGAUAUUCAUAUCUAGUAUGCCUCGCCUAUCGUGCGGCGCAAUCGAUCGGAAGCUACUUCUGCAUUUGGUGAACUAUAAUCAACAAUUUAUAUCAUAAUAAAAUUCAAACAACGCGAAUUUAAACAAACCAAUGUACAAGUAAUACCGUUAAAAUAAUAAUCAAUUUGCGGGCUUCAACUCACGGCUGUUGCAAAAGGUGGAAAUUGUCGUCGGUAAUCUCUUUAUAUAAUUUGCGCGUCGUGUACCACAGAUAUAUUCGAUAAUAAAUAUUUUGUAUUUU